UAUCCCUCCAAAAAAUAAAUAAAAUGGACACCCAAUAUACUCUACCUGUGUUCUAGCACUUGCACAAGUCAAACUUCACAAUGGAAAGUCAACAUUCUUUGGAACUAGAGUGGUCAAACCAUGAAAUCAUGGCCAAAGAAGAUGAAGUUUUCACCUUUCAAUACCAAUUGCCUUCUCUUGAUAUAAGCACUUGCGAUUUGAACGAUCAUUUGAUGAAUUUGCAAAGUCAAAGUCAUGACCUUGAUGCUACUUAUGUUAUGGAUAUCAUGUCAAAAAGUUAUCCAGUGUGUUCUUCAAUAGAUAUCUUACCAGAUCUUUCUACACCUUUUGAAGAUGGUUUUAUGGGUGGAAGAUACGGUGAUCAAUUAGGGUUUCAUGAUCAAGAAAUGUUCAUGAUGAACUCAUUAGGGUUUCCAAUGCAAGAAGCUUACACAAUGAACUCAUUUGGGUUGCUUCCAAAUCAAGAAACAAACAACAUGAAUUACUCAUUCGGGUUGUCUUCAAAUCAAGAAUCAAACGCAGCGAAUUACUCAUUCGGGUUGUUUCCAAAUCAAGAAACUUACAUGAUGAACUCAUUAGGGUUUUCUUAUCAAACCAAACAAGAUCAGUUAGUUAUGGAUACAAAGAAUGUUAACGAUAAAGAAGAGAUGAAAACGGUAGGAUCUGAGUGUCAAGAAGUGCAAAAGGAGGUUGAGUUUAAUGGUGUUAAUGGAAAUGGUGAUGGUUGUGGUGUUAAUUAUCAGUCACGAGUGACAUUAAGCAGGGAGGUAAUAUCACAGUACUUUUACAUGCCGAUCACACAGGCUGCAAAAGAACUUAAUGUCGGGUUGACACUCUUGAAGAAACGAUGUCGUGAAUUGGGUAUUCGUCGUUGGCCUCAUCGAAAACUUAUGAGCCUUCAAACCCUAAUCACCAAUGUUCAGGAGUUAAAGAAAUCAUCUGGGAAUGGAGCGGAAGAAGUGAUCGAGUUAUUGGAGAAAGAAAAGAAGAAAAUGGAAGAAAUUCCGGAUCUACAACUCAAAGAUGACACGAAAAGAUUGAGACAAUCAUGCUUCAAAGCGAAUUACAAGAAGAGGAAGACAUUGAAUGUUAAUAUGCAGUCAUCUUCUUCGUGUUCUAGCACCUGUGUUGAUGAUCAUGGAAGCUUUGAAGCUAUGGAGGAUGGUUAUUGUGACUGCUUUCCCUUUUCAAGCAACGUUUUGUUUUAACUUUGAAGAGUGUAUAUGCUUUUGAGUUUUGAGAAACACUUUGUGGUUGAACAUAUGGGAUCAUAGACCUUAUAGUAAUAUUAUCGUACUACUUUUUUUGGUCGAGUUGUACCGUACAAGUUAAUGUUGCUAUUUUGCUCGCAUUAAGUUUGGAA
Molecule: messenger RNA, 1363 nt
Organism: Helianthus annuus (common sunflower)
Lineage: Eukaryota; Viridiplantae; Streptophyta; Magnoliopsida; Asterales; Asteraceae
Product: protein RKD3
Exons: 4
Coding region: 81-1208 (375 amino acids)
Molecular function (GO): DNA-binding transcription factor activity
Source: RefSeq, a predicted model, not a curated record